AUCCGCCUCUUCCUUUCUGUGCUGCAGGUUUUAGUGGAUCAAGAAAGAUUCGUUUCAGUCCCUUCAGCCUCUGGCAGGUCACCACUUCAGUUUAGGAGUUUACAAAUGAUGGACAGCUGCAGGGGCAUGUCCUCCUUUCUCAACCGAUCCAGAUGUGUCAGCCGGUGUGUGGACUCUGCAGAGUCACCAACACCUGCAACUACAGCUCGGACAGCAACAGCCGCCCCAGAAGAAUCUUCACACCAAAACCAUCAGCCGGCUGGUUCAGGAUCAAUCCCACUUCUCCUUCUGUCACCACCAGAAACCAGUGGAGGAGAAACAAACCCAACAUUUUCUAUUAAACGCCCACAGCCAACCUACACAAAGAGGAGCCAUCACGAGGCCUUCAGACGUUCCCAUCCCUCACGGUUGAACCCACACUCCAGCUCUGCUGAAGAUGGUGACGGCGAGGAGGGAAGGAAGAGGAACGGAGAGGACUUGUCUCUUCAGCAUCCCAAGAACAAAACCUUCCUCCUUCCCAGGAGCAGUCCGGUCAUCUCCAGACGCCACAGGCCCAUCUCCUGGCAUGGAGGGGGUACUAACGCAUCUGCAUCAUCAAGCUCGGACUCCCAGCCUCCUGCUUCUUCUGGUUCGCUGUCUCUGGAUCAGUGCCCCACAGUGACCAGUACGGAGGAUCUGGGAUCUGAACCGAGCUCCUGUCACCACCACCCGUCCCCUCUCCAGGAGAAGGAGAAGCCGCGUCCCAUCUCUGCUUCGUCGCACCUGAACCGUCUCAGCACCGGUCUCCAGCUUCUCUUCAGUGGACAGCAGGGAUUGGCUGAGGAGCACAGAGGCCCCAGAGGCCUCUCUACCUCAACACAACACAGCCAUGAGAAAAGGUGCAGUGGUGUCCCAGAAUUCUCUGCAGACAUCUUUAAGACCAGUUGUGAGCUGGAAAAGGAGAACGCUCAUUUCAUUGUGGUGGACAUGAUGCUGGAGGUGCUGGAAGGUGUGAAGUGGACUCUGCGCUCUGAUCGACAGAUGUCCACGAUGGACACACACUGCAGCAUGUGCACGCACAGACACACGAGCUCGACAGAGGACACGCCGCCACGUGAACAGAGAUGUAAAACAUCACAAGCUCGUGAUCCUAAACAAGAGACUAACAAGACAUCACAUAGAAACACACACUCCUCUUAUGUACGCACACGCCGGCGCACACAGGAUGAAGAGGAGGAGGAAGAUGCAGGGAAGGACGAGGCUGAACAUCAGCGAAAGACUUUCUCCGUCCUCUCCACUGACAGUGGAUUUGAAGAGUUGGGAGUCGACACCACGCUGACACCGAGAGAUUCUCCCAGAAAUGCAGAGUGUCUGGCCCAGCAGCUGGUGCUGGAGUUCAGGAGGAGCUGGCUUCCUUCCCAGCCUCGGCGUGGGCGGCUAAGCCUCCGUAGUUCACUGCAGGAGUUGCCAGGUACUGGGAGUGUGGCGGUGAGCAGCAGCAGCCUGGCAGAGGAGAUCAGACUGAGGACCAGGAUGAGAGGCUCCCUGAGCUGGGCCCCGCCACGCUUCCAGAUCAUCUUCACUGUUCAGCCAACCCACAGACGCAGUGAGGUGGUGGCUCUGCAGCACUUCCUGUGUGCAGGCUGUGGGACGGAGGUGGAGCCCAGGUACAUCAAGAAACUGCGCUAUUGUGAAUAUCUUGGCAGAUAUUUCUGUGACUGCUGCCACAGCGGCUCUGAAGCUGUGAUUCCUGGUCGACUUCUGUCCUGCUGGGACUCUGGCAGAUACCCUGUGAGUGAUUUCUCCAAACAGCUGCUGGAUUCUGUUUGGCAUCAGCCUCUGUUUGACCUGACCUGCGUCGGUAAGACUCUCUACAGCAGAGCCAAGGAGCUGGACAAGUUCAGGGAGCUCCAGGAACAGCUGAUGGACAUCAAGAAGCUGCUGAAAGCCUGCAGGUUAUCUGGAAGGGUGAACGCCGAGUUCGAACAGCUUCCUGCUCACCUGAUGAAGCAGCCACACCUCUUCUCCAUGGAUGACCUCUUGAGGAUGAAGAAGGGUCAGCUCGUGUCGCAGGCCAGAGCCGUGCUGCACUCUGCUAUCAAUCAUGUUGAAAACUGUGAGUUGUGUCUGGCCCGAGGUUUUAUCUGUGAGUUCUGCAGAGAAAGAGACAUCAUCUUUCCUUUUCAGAGGGACAUAUGUAGGCGAUGUCCAGUGUGCAAGGCCUGCUUUCACAAAAACUGUUUUGUGGAAAAGAGGUGUCCGAAAUGUGCACGGAUCCAAUCACGGAAGAAACGUCCAGAUCGAUCCAUUAAGUAACAUCUGAAUGGCUGCAGCUCAGCACCACCCUUUAUGAUUCAGCUACGUCACCUUUUCCACAGUUUCACAUAAAAUGCAAUUUUCCUCUGAGUGCUUACCAAAAUAAUAUCAUCAUUUCUAAAAUAGGGAAUACAAUUUGUUUGAUUCAAUCUCAAAUAGUUCAUGUUAUGGAAAUUAAGAGAGUGAUUCUUUACCUCAAGCCACAAUACACCUCUGUGCAAAACCAUU
Sebastes umbrosus (honeycomb rockfish) is the source of this 2523-nucleotide messenger RNA. It is a transcript of the gene rubcnl, whose product is annotated as rubicon like autophagy enhancer. Gene Ontology annotation, molecular function: phosphatidylinositol phosphate binding. Gene Ontology annotation, cellular component: intracellular membrane-bounded organelle; autophagosome membrane. The record is from RefSeq and is a predicted model, not a curated record. NCBI's taxonomy places the organism in Eukaryota, Metazoa, Chordata, Actinopteri, Perciformes, Sebastidae. The transcript is spliced from 17 exons. Bases 106 to 2295 code for a protein of 729 amino acids. Gene Ontology annotation, biological process: autophagosome maturation; autophagosome-lysosome fusion; autophagosome-endosome fusion.